AUGCACGCAUCAUUAUUGCACUCGCUGCACUCUUUGCUCUCACUUCACUCCUCUCGGCUUCACUCCUUCACUCCCCCGUUUCCUUCUCCCCUUCCUCCCUUCCUCUCUCUGUCCCGAUCUGCCCCCUUCUGGUCCCAGCAGGUCGCUCACACGGGAGUGGCAGUGGCGGGGGACAUGGAGUGCACAGGCAGCAGCUGCUCUCCACCCAACUCACCCACAGCUAACAGGUCGCUCACACGGGAGUGGCAGUGGCGGGGGACAUGGAGUGCACAGGCAGCAGCUGCUCUCCACCCAACCCACCAGCAGCUAAGUUCCUGCCCUGCCUCUCUACUCCCAUUCUCUCUUGUGUUCUUUGCUGCAUCUCCUGUUUCUUCUCGCUUCAAACGCAAGCCUCUGGUGGAGGGGAGGGGCGUGGGGGUCAACACCGACGCUCCCUCAUGCCCCUCCCCUGUGGCCGUGCAGGUGGCAGUGGUGGGAGGGGAGGGGGGCAGCACUCCACUCGGCUGGGAUGGGAUGGGAGAGUAUCGGGAUGGGUUGUCUGAACCGAGCCUGAGAGUGGGAGCACUGGAGCAAGGACAGGAGAGUCAAGUCCACCCUCUUACUCACCUCCUUCUCUCUCCCUUUUCCCUUCCCUCCCAGCAGCACCCUGCCUGGACCACAGUGGACUCCCCUCCUUCCGUUCAUCCCCCCCUCCCUUCCCGACCCCCUUCCCAGCAGCCCAAGGCAUCAUGGCGCUCUGCAUGGCUCUGGUAG
Closterium sp. NIES-65 is the source of this 753-nucleotide messenger RNA. The record is from the annotation of a GenBank genome assembly. Lineage: Eukaryota; Viridiplantae; Streptophyta; Zygnematophyceae; Desmidiales; Closteriaceae.